UGAAAAAUAAACAGUAAACAUGGAAACAAUCAAUUGAUUGAUGUGCAUCACUUUUAACUGUCAAAUUGAGGUCAAAUUUUUUCCUCUCUCUAUCUCUAAUUGUAACAAUUUAAUCAUAACAAUGAAAGUGAUAGCUAAUGAUUAAUUUAGUCUCAAAUGAAUGAUCAUCUUAAAAGUUAGGCUUACCCAUUGAUAAAACAAUGUGACAUUUUAUCUGUAUAUAAAAAAAAGGUAAAUCACAAUCAAGCAACUCAAUUAACGAAAUGAGAUAAUAAAUCAUUGGAAAACAAUAGAGAUCACAAACUAAAUUAACAAUUACAAUGAUCAAAAAUAAUAACGAUUGUUCAGAUUUAAUCAUAAUGGUGAAAUAGACAAUAAUAGUAAUCAUAAUCAUCAUCAUAAUGGUAGGAUAGUUAGUUAACUGUAAUAAAUUUUUUCCUUUCUUGUUGAUUGUUAGUUACAAUUAAACUUUUAUUACUACCUAAACCCUUCAAUGUAUUAAUUAAACGGUUCAAUGUUAAUUGAUUUUUCUGAUCACGACUGUUAAUUGUUACCUAAAUAAUACAUAUGUGAAUAAACUGCUAGAAAAGUGAAUUACAAUUAGCAUUUGAUUAUUAAUAUGAUUGAACUUUUUUCAAUCUCAUUAACAGAAAUUUCUAUUGAUUUUAUCUUGAAUUUAAUUUCUCUCUCUCUCUCUCUCUCUCUCAUUCUUGUUUUCUAAUCACUUUUAAUCCAGUUCCUUAUACACGGAUUGCCGGAUCAGGAAAUGAUAUAAUCGUUUCAGCUGGAUCAACAAUUAACUUAACAUGUAUUAUAUCACAAUCACCUAAUCCACCUUCAUAUGUUUUCUGGUAUCACAAUGAUCGCAUGAUUAACUAUGAUCUUAAUAAUGAAGGAUUAGGUCAGGUUAGCCUGAUUAAAGAUCCUAUUCAAAGUGAUACCUUAAUCUCACGAUUAACCCUGAGAAAUGCUCGUUACAAUAGUUCAGGUAAUUAUACCUGUGCACCAUUUAAUAUUGAACCUUCUUCCAUAUUUUUACACGUUCUCCAAGGUGCGAAGCAACUUUCCCAUAAUUGGCCUCAAAAUGACGAAGGAAGCUCAACAGAAUUCACAAGUUCCAAUGACGGGCAAUCUAAUUAUAAAAUGUUUACAAAAUUUUUCCCUUUCAAAUCAUCUUCAUCUUCAUCAUCAUGUUUAUCAUUUUCACCUCCAUUUAUCUCUACCUGUUCCAUGGUAACAUCUAAUUUCACAACGAUGUUUAAGUUUUUUAUACUUGUAUUAGCAGCGAUACUGAAUAACCAAUUAAUGUACAGUUUUAUCACAUGAGAAUAUCCUGAAAUCCGAUUAAGGUGUAUUAAUGAUAGCAGAAAUGUUUCAGUUUUUCAAAUUCUCAGAACGAAAAAAUAAAAAAAAAAUAAAUGGUUGAUGAAGUAUUAAUAAUAAUAAUAAAUAUCGCAAAUAAUUUGAUCAGAUAUUCAUAUUGACAACAAUUUAAACACAAA
Molecule: messenger RNA, 1502 nt
Organism: Panonychus citri (citrus red mite)
Lineage: Eukaryota; Metazoa; Arthropoda; Arachnida; Trombidiformes; Tetranychidae
Exons: 2
Coding region: 868-1326 (152 amino acids)
Biological process (GO): synapse organization
Cellular component (GO): neuron projection membrane
Source: RefSeq, a predicted model, not a curated record